Molecule: messenger RNA, 902 nt
Organism: Cuscuta europaea
Lineage: Eukaryota; Viridiplantae; Streptophyta; Magnoliopsida; Solanales; Convolvulaceae
Source: the annotation of a GenBank genome assembly
CUUCCCUAUUAGAAUAAACACACACCUCACUUCCUACAACAUAACCUAACUUGUUUGACAGACGCUUGUACUGAAUUAUCUCAAGUCGCAGACCUUUCGCAAUUCCAAAUUCCGACCGCCCAUCCUCUUCCUUCUGUAGCUCUGUCACUCCUAGUGGAUGACACACUCACGCAGUUCGGUCUACGCCGCCCUAAUACCUCAAGUCUACAAUCAAUCUGCAUCUGGAUGGCGAGUACUUCGUGUUUUAUGAUCGUGAGUAGGAAUGACAUUCCCAUCUAUGAAGCUGAAGUUGGAGCUGCGCAAAAAGAGGAUGCUGCUCAUCAACACCAGUUCAUAUUACAUGCUGCACUAGACAUUGUCCAGGAUAUGGCGUGGACUACCAGUGCAAUGUUCCUGAAGGCAAUUGACCGGUUCAAUGAUUUAGCUGUUUCAGUAUAUGUCACUGCGGGCCAUACCCGGCUGAUGCUGCUUCACGAUUCUCGCAAUGAUGAUGGAAUCAAAAGCUUCUUCCAAGAAGUUCACGAGCUUUAUAUAAAGUCUCUUCUUAAUCCCCUCUACUUACCUGGCUCUCGAAUUACAUCGUCUCAUUUCGAUACAAAGGUCAGAGCUCUUGCUAGAAAGUAUCUCUAAAGAUUGUGAAGGAGCCUCACCGCCUACUCGGUAAUGAAUGUUUAGCAGUAACAUUCCGUCAUUAAAAAAAUCAGAAUGUAGUUUUUCACUGAUUGUGUUGCCUAUUCAAUUACUCCAUAUCUUUUUUUUGCAACUUUGCAAGACACAACUCUUACAAGUCAUAAUGAUACUUAAAUUUUAAAAUUUUCUUUGAUACCUUAACUAAAUGUAUAUUCAUUAAAAUUCAUUAUUCUUGCUCGUUAUUCAAUUUCGGCAGUAAUCUUAAAAAGUCG